Messenger RNA from Hippocampus zosterae (dwarf seahorse), 6870 nucleotides. It is a transcript of the gene zfpm1, whose product is annotated as zinc finger protein, FOG family member 1. The record is from RefSeq and is a predicted model, not a curated record. Lineage: Eukaryota; Metazoa; Chordata; Actinopteri; Syngnathiformes; Syngnathidae. Bases 731 to 4612 code for a protein of 1293 amino acids. The transcript is spliced from 9 exons. Gene Ontology annotation, biological process: heart development; negative regulation of transcription by RNA polymerase II; erythrocyte differentiation. Gene Ontology annotation, molecular function: RNA polymerase II-specific DNA-binding transcription factor binding. Gene Ontology annotation, cellular component: nucleus.
UGUGUGAAGUACAUGCUAAAAAUGAGAUGUCAUCAUUAAAGUGAACAUUUCUCUGUCUUAACAGUGGCCAUUUUACCUAUUUGUACACUGCUAUUGUUGUUAAGAAUUAAAAAAAAAAACUUACCUGCCUCUAUGGGUAGUUUUUAUGAUGGAAACAGCUUGAGGUUGAGUGAUGUUAAUUCUUUCCAAUUGGAAAAUCGUUUUCACAGUCAACCAGUAUCCCAGAGCAGGCUUUUGCUUCGUUAAAAAAACCCCCAAUUAAGUUACUGUAUCAUAUUUAUCAGGUUCUUAUAGACUCAUGUAGUUGUGUUGCUCAACAUCCUCCAACAUGUGACAUCCACCAACUUUUUCAUUUGCAUUUUUGUUAAAAGCACCCAAAAGGCAAACCACCCCUACAGGCCAUUUACAGCGCAGUCGUACACGAGGACAACAUUGCACUAUCCCCCUAACAGCAGUUCGUUAUGUUUCAGGCUUUCUUGUAGCCAAUAGAAGAAGAGGAUGUUUGUGAAGCAGAUAGAUAUUUGUCUGUGCCUUUUUUUUUUGUGUGCGUCAUCCUCCCUUGCAGUUGGAGAUCUUUGAGCCUGAUAAUGCUCCUCUCCAUGAUGGAGAGAUAGGAGUAAGGGAGGGGAUUCGGAAGGCGGGCAGGCAGCUCACUGAGGCUGGAUCCCUGGGCUUAUAUUUUGGCAGUUGAGAUGGGAGACAUGAUAAAACACGGCGGUGAUCACCGCUGAUGAUAACAAAGCAGAAGAGAGAGAAACAGAUGAGAGGUUCCCUUGGUGAGCUUGACGGCAAUGAGGACAACGCUGUUGACAACCUGAGCCUCUCGGGAGAGGAGGCAGAGGCCUCAGAACUAUCUGAUUCAGCAGAGGGGGACAGUAGUAGUCCACCGCCCUACACACCGCCAUACAAUGACGAGCCCAGAACGCAGGACACUCAUGGAGACGCUGAUGAGGCUGGUGAAGUUGAGGGCGAGCGUCGCCUGGCAGACAGUAGUGGUAAAGAGAAAGAGGAAGGGCAGGAAGAGGAUGGGGUGUUGCAGUGGAGCGGACCAGAUGAGCUGGAUUUUAAUGAAGAAGACAACGGCAGAAAGGUUGUCGCUCGCCGGGACCUCCACGCGGACACAGUUUGGGGACCCUACCCUGGAAGCCUCCGGUCAGAUGCCAGCGCAGAUGAUGGGGCAGCAUCAGGGAAUCCCAGUUGGACCUUGGUAUGUGAUGAUCCAGAUUGUUGGAUAACCGGUCUUGCUUUGACCACGAACCCAUCAGAGGCCAACUGUACCAUCUACAGCCAAGGUGAAGAGUUAUUCUGUAAGUUGACCAGAGACAUUCCUGAGGCAGAAAGACUCCUGGCCACGCCGCUGCUUCCUCCAAAACCCUCCUCCCCUGUCGCCAGGGCUUCACCUCUUCUCACCAUUGUCACCCCAAAAACAUCUGUGGUCAAAGAGGAGCCACUGUAUCCUGCAGCGCUCCACACGGACAUCCAGCUCCUCCCACAGCAAGCAGGCAUGGCUGCAAUCUUGGCUACAGCUGUCGUCAAUAAGGACAUUUUCCCAUGCAAAGACUGUGGGAUUUGGUACAGAAGUGAAAGGAACCUGCAAGCCCACCUCAUGUACUACUGCGCCAGCCGACAGAAACAGCCGGCUGCGGCCUCGUCACCCCCACAAGACAAACCCAAAGAGUCCUAUCCCAAUGAGCGCAUCUGCCCCUUUCCUCAGUGUAACAAGAGCUGCCCGAGCGCAAGUUCACUGGAGAUUCACAUGCGUACACAUAGCGGUGAGCGUCCAUUUGUGUGCCUCAUCUGUCUAUCUGCCUUCACCACGAAAGCAAACUGUGAGCGCCAUUUGAAGGUCCACACUGACACUUUGAAAGGGGUGUGCCAUGGCUGUGGCUUUGUCUCGACUACAAGGGACAUUCUGUACAGCCAUUUGGUGACGAGCCACAUGGUUUGCCAGCCUGGAUCUCGCAGUGAGGUCUACUCUCCAGGGCCUGGUCUUCCCAAGUUGCCCUUGUCCAAUGUUCUCAGCCCAGGAGACUCUGGUGUGGUGCUGAAGUGUCAAGUCUGUGGCCACAACUCUGAUUCUCCUUCGCAGUUGCAGCAGCAUGUCCGAACCCACCUAGAAGUGAGAGUCCCCGCUGAAAGGAGUCCCACCCCUCGUCAAAGUACCCCAUCAUCUGUCGACCAGCUGCAGCCGGCUACACCGGAGGGUGAGCCGCAAGGCUGCGUGCCACAGUCGGAUUCCUCCUGCCCGGGUGCUAACGGGGGCUCUGCGACUCCACGUGGCUGCAGUCCUCCCGAUGCCCAAACCAGCACUCUAAAAAUCAAAGAAGAGCCUCCUUCAGAAUCUGAGACGGAAGAACAUCAGAUGGACUUUCAGGACGACGGUGAGGAGGCUGACCAGAAAGCAGAGAACACAAAGGAGAAGCAAACCCUCAACUCCAUUUGUCAGACAACAAAUUCGCCAAAGAGUCCUGCCGCUACAGCAGUAAAAGCAGAACCAACGAGUCCCACGCCUGGUUGUAGCCCAAGUCAUAUAGGUGGUGCUGGCUCCGUUUUCCCCGGCGGGUCAAUGUUUUUGCCUCAGUACAUGUUUAACCCUGAAACAGCCAUUUUGCCCCAGGCCUCCGAGAUCCUGGCUAAAAUGUCUGAGAUGGUUCAUAGCCGUCUGAAGCAUGGCCAGACAAUUCCUCAGAGUAACGCAGCCCCCUUCUUCCCCUCUGCAACAACUGUACCAACGGCCACAGCAACUCCGCCUCUAAAAGGAGCCACCUGCUUUGAGUGUGACAUCACAUUCAACAAUAUCAACAAUUUCUAUGCACACAAGAAGCUUUACUGCUCAAGUAGGCACCACGGGGAAGGUGCAACCUCAGCUUCAGGCCCCGGAUCAGCAAAAGAUACUUCCCCACCCGCUUUGCCCUCCAGCAAGGCGCAAGAUUCCUCAGCGUCUCCUUAUGAUGGAGCAAUGAGCAGAGCGGCCUCCGCCUCUCCCUCUGAGUCCGAACCUGCUGCAGAUAGGGGAGCACCGGCGGAGUCCAAGAGAGUGUCGGUGAAGAACGAAACUCCUGCGGGCCGGGAUGGAAUAUCGUCCUCUUCUGAAGGUGAGGGUACAGGCAGUCGAGGAGGGCGAGCCAGCGAAGGUAGCCAGAGUCCUGCCAGCGGGUCGGCUGAAGACCUGGAUGAUGAUCCCAACAGAACCUUUUGCGAGGCCUGCAACAUUCGCUUCAGCCGCCACGAAAACUACACUGUUCACAAGCGCUUCUACUGCGCAUCGCGUCACGACCCGUCCAAUCAACGAGUCACACACAUGGCAAAGGCGACCUCCACAUCAGCCUAUCAACCUCAGCCCAUUCGUACGCGCAAAAGGAAGAAGAUGUAUGAAAUUCAUAUGGCGCGGACAGAAGCCCUGGCGGCGGCUGCGGCCGCCGCCGCCACUGUCGCCGCUGCCGCUUCUGCUCCGUCUCCUUCUGUACUUGGCUUGGCGGUGAAGCAAGAGGGUUCUCCUCAUGCCGCAGGCAGCUCCAGCCCCGAAGGCGAUGGUCCGAUUGAUCUGAGCAAGAGGCCCCGCCUCCACGAAGCUCCUCAUCAUGGCGCCAGCGGUAUUCUUUCUGCCUUGCCGCUCAAUGACUACCAUAAGUGCACCGCCUGCAGUAUCAGCUUCAAUAGCAUUGAGAAUUACUUGGCUCAUAAAACCUACUAUUGCCCCGCCACCACCCUCCAACAGCAUAGCUUUCAGCUCCACAGGCUAAAAAGAUCUGUUUCUACCUCUCCAAAGAGCAAGUCUCACCAGGAGCGCCAAGAUCUUCUUCGGCCCAUGGAAGCUAAAGUUCUUCCCGCAGAUUGGAUGACCCAGCUGCAAGGCUCAUCAACCAGUCCUCAUACCUCCGCCUUAACUGCCUCCGACGCCACAUCUCCCCCCGAUGCGACAAGCACACAUGCGGCCACCCCGGGAGCAGGUGCCAAAGGCGUUAGCACGGCUUCUUCCCUGAUGCUCUGUCCAUAUUGUCCUAACAAGCCCAUCGCAUGUGACCUCAUGGAGCACUUCAAGACUGUCCACGGCCUGGUUGUAUCUAUUCAGUCACCCCAAGAGGCUCACCCCCAGCCAGGCAGCGUAGUUAGUCCCAGCCCAAGCCUUAGUCCGAGAGAUGGAGUCCCAGCCACCUCCUCCCGUAGCCAAAUCGGCCCGUCCAAAUUGGUCCCUCGCAUUCCCAGAGAUGGUAUGAAUGGGCAGGCAAGGAGCGACACCAAUUCUCCGUCCUCCCCUCUGCUAAAUGGCAGCCCAUCGGCUGAAGGCGGAUCCUCAUCAGCGAGUUCGCCUCAACCCGUUUCCCCGUCAAGGGCUCCCCCUCUGACUUUGUCACCUGUGCCUGACCACCGAAGAGAAACAAUGGGAAUCUCCCUGCCUCCAGACAAGACUUCACCAACUGUUGCCUCCAUUGGCCUCCCCGCACCGCCACCUGCCCCAAUCUCCAGUCCGAAACCCCCCGCCAUCUCCCCGGUCCAGAACGGUAACUCUCGCUUCUGUAGGCUGUGCAAUAUCAAGUUCAGCAGCCUCUCCACAUUCAUAGCGCAUAAAAAAUACUACUGUUCCUCCCACAGUGCUGAACAUGUCAAGUGAGCCGAGCGAUUCACAUCAUCCUCUCUCUCUCUCUCCUUCCCUCCGUUAAUCUGAUUGAGUAGAUGCGACGCUUCGCUCAGCUCCAAGAAGCUCCCUGUGCACCCUUUUCUGCAGUCAGUCAGUUCUCGCAGGCAGGUGCCAAAGUUGCAAAGUCGCAAAGAAUGGCUGUCACUCAACGAACAGGGCCUGAUGCGUAUUUGCUCCCGAGCAGAAUUUGCCAGUGAUGUUACUCACUGAUUAUUCCUCUCCCACGGGUCGCAAAACUGCCAGCUGAGAGGCGUUCUACGCACGUGUCUACCUGCACACUAAAGUGUGUCUCGUCCCUUAGGUCACUUUGUCAUCCCAAAUGAAGCGGCAACCACUUCUCAAUAUUUUGCAUUGUGGGACGUUAGAAGGUUCUGUGUGAAGAGCCUAAUUCUGACUUUGUCGAACUGAGUUGUUGAUACAAGCAGAUAUUACAUUCUAACAGUUGAUAAACAAUAACGCCGAUUUUCCCAAAUCUCCAGUCUUUUCAUGUUGUAAACAGAGGGAUAACCUCUUGGAUGGAAAAGACUUGAUCACGUAAUGUUUUUCACAUCUGUGCAUAUGUCUAAAAAAAAAAGAAUUCUAUAAUGCAUUAGGUUUCAACACUGGCCCUUUUAUGCUUACUCGAAGAAGCUAAGGCAUAUUUUGUAAAGAAAACUGUGGUCUGAAAUGUUACUAAUUAGUGAAGGAUAUUUCAAAAUUAACUUUUUCUUUUCCUCUUCAGAUGCAAAGGAGAGACAAAUGUGAAAUAUUUAUCUUCUUGUCCUCACUGAUUUCAUGACAACACAAAGCUACCUACAUAUUGUGUGAGAGUAUUUUUGUUUUUGCUUAAUUUUCAUGCUGUUAGAAGGAACUGUGUGGUGGCUCUCGGUGUUGAAGUGUUUUUGUGUAGAUAUCUAAUGUCUUCACCCUGGGACUACACUGAAUUUUCUGAUCAUGUAAAGAUUUUUUUUUUUUUGGCUUUAUAAUCUGUCUGAUGGUGACAGUCAAAUUUAAUUGGAUUAAUCCAUUUGUGGAUUAGCAGCACAACUUCAUCCAGUUGUCACUCAUCGCUUCAAAAAAAAAAGUAUAUUUUGGACACAGCUGCUUAUGUACUGUGAUGGCAAUGAAGUCACCUUCCAAACCUUACGCGAUAUAACAUCUCUUAUUUCAUUCUAGCUUCAUUUCCUGGCAUCUUUUGACCUUUAAGAGCUCACACUCUUACUUUUUUUUCUGUGUAAUAUGAAGUGAUAGACAUCAAUGCACCCAAUUCUAAAAUGUUUUUCAUUAUAGUGAUUGUUUCUCUUGGGCAAAGGAAUCGUCCAGUCGCAUUACAGCACCCCGUGCACUACAGGAAGCAUAUCAUUAUCUAGUAAUUUGUUGGGUGAGAGUCCAUGUGACACUUUCAUUUUAUUUGUCAUUUUUCAUACACGCGCAGCAGCACAGUCGCAAGCUAUUGCCGUUGCAGUGCAGAUAUCGAAGGCCCGUUUUCAUUUCGUUUCAUUUCAUUUCAUCGGAUCCAAGAUAUAAUUCUAAUUAAAAAUGUCAGUACAGUUGGAUUUGAUCCAUCCCGCAAGCAUUUUUGACCAACAUGACUCUUUUGUAUUGGAUUGUGUGAGAGGUCUCUGAAAGCCAGUUUUCCUACGAUCAUUUUUUUAAAAUCAUAAUAAUAAUAAACUAUGACAACAAAAAGUCCCUACAUUUCUUUUCAUCUCUAAGUAAAGUUGUACUAAUCAUACAAAAUGAAUCAGCCUUAUUUUAGUACAUAAAAAAUCCAGACCUAAAUAUUCCAUGAGAAUACAUCGAGCUCAGUUGGUUGACACUCACUUAACUCCAUGGACACAUUGAAACAGCCUCAUGGGAACAUUUUUUCAUCGAAAUAAAAGGGUGAUGAUUUUGCCACUUUCAGGUGUUUUCCAGGUGCUGUGCUUUCUCUUAAUUUUAUGAACUCAAACCCGCAUUUCUGAAAAGUAUUACACAAUGUUGUUAUAGGUAGGCCAUAUGAUUUGGAGCUGGGAGUCGCGGCUUGGAGUUUGAAGCGGAUUACGUGGGACAGGAGAAGUGAACUAAUCUCUUUUCGUCAAUGGAUGCUACAGCUUUGUGUUUGCUUUCAAAACUUAGCUUGUAGCAGACGUGUGCACAUUUUCAGCAUGACGUCUCUGAUCCACUGGAGAAAGGACACUUUGAUCCUCUCCUCUUUCAUCUAGAACUGCUUCAGACAACAAAGUGUAUGCAGAAAAUUGGUGAAGAUUGAA